AAAUAAAUAUAUAUUUAAAAAAAAUAUAUUUUCUUGAUCAAAACCAUACAAACACUAUUCAAUUCGAUCAACAAAUCAAUUCCCCAAAUUAUCCUUCUGAGAUUUCUAGGGUUUCUGGUUUCAUCUCUCUCUCUCUCUCCCCCCUGCUGCGAUUCGUCAAUCAUCGAUUUUGGGAUUUUUCACAUCUUGACUUCUCGGUUCAUCGUCUCCGCAAUCUGCACAACAAAGGUGAUAGUAGGAUAGGAUACAUUUAAAAUUGGAGUACAGGAUUGAAUGGGGUGAACCUUUUGAUUUUCUUUGAAUUUGGGUUUUUGGGUUUGGGUUUGGAUAGAUUUGAUCAGUUGUUUGGAGUGUGAUGUGAUUAUGAGGAAGAAGAGGAAAGGGAGUGAUAUUUUAUACCCAAAUCAAGACCAGGGAAUUUUAGAAUCAACCAGUGAUUCGCGAUCACAGUUAUCGAAUUUAAAGUCCCAUUAUUCUUUGGAAGAUUAUGCAAGAUUGAGGAAGAGGUGCAAGGAAGAUGUGGUGGGUAAUGAGCAUGUUGGGUCAUGUACAAAUAGGCUUGUGGGUAUUGCUGCCACAGCUCCACCUUGUGGAACCUCAUCAUUGGUUUUACCAGGAAGGGGCUUGAAGAGGAAGAUUGGGUGUAUUGAUGUGGCCACUCAAACGGGCAGGAAGAAUAAGAUUGAGGAUGAUUAUAUUGUAGGUACUACAAUUGGAAAAGGGAAGUUUGGGUCAGUUUGGCUGUGUCAGAGUAGGGCUACCGGAGUGGAAUUCGCUUGUAAGACUCUGUGUAAGGGGGAGGAGACAGUUCACCGUGAGGUGGAGAUUAUGCAGCAUUUGUCUGGCCAUCCGGGUGUUGUAACAUUGGAGGCAGUGUAUGAGGAUUCAGAAUGUUUUCAUCUUGUGAUGGAGUUGUGUUCGGGCGGACGGUUGAUUGAUCAGAUGAUCAAGGAGGUUCAAUAUUCUGAACAUCGGGCUGCUAAUAUAUUCAAGGAAUUAAUGCUGGUGAUUAAGUAUUGUCAUGAGAUGGGAGUUGUACACAGGGAUAUAAAGCCUGAGAAUAUUCUUCUCACAACUUCAGGGAAGAUAAAGCUUGCAGAUUUUGGUUUAGCCAUGAGGGUUGCAAAUGGUCAGAGAUUGACUGGUUUAGCUGGGAGCCCCGCUUAUGUUGCCCCAGAAGUUCUGUUAGGCAAUUAUUCAGAGAAAGUCGAUAUUUGGAGUGCCGGUAUCCUGCUAUAUGCUCUCUUGACUGGUGUUCUUCCCUUUCAAGGAGACUCAUUAGAAGCGGUUUUUGAGGCAAUCAAGAAUGUGAAGCUAGAUUUCCACAGUGGGAUAUGGGAGUCUGUAUCUAAACCUGCACGGAAUCUGAUUGAACGCAUUCUUACAAGGGAUGUUGCAACAAGGAUAACAGCGGAGGAAGUGCUAAGCCAUCCAUGGAUCUUGUUCUACACUGAGCGCACAUUAAGGACACUAUCUAUCAAAUCAAAAUCAAAAUCUCACUCAGCACCACCUUCCCAGCUAUUAGCCACAACCAGACUGGACAACAAUGAAUGUAGGACACUCUAUGGUUCUAUCAGCAAGGGUGCAAGUCCAGCGUCAUUGCCCGGAAGUUUCGAUUGCAAGACAGAAGAGCACGAUGACUGUGGUUUGGUCGAUGCACUUGCGGUAGCGAUUUCAAAUGUGAGGAUUUCUGAACCAAAGAGGAGCAGGAUUUGCGUUCCAACGAGCCCUAUACGUGAGCAGUGUUCAUCUAACAUGAAGGCUAACAAUCUCUGCAAAGCGUUUUGAUUUUGACACAUAGAUAGCUUACCAACCAACUUCACUGCCAUUUUCCCUCCUCACCCCUCUUUUUGAAUGGGGAUCCGAAUUAACCUGACCUGCUGGCAAGCAUGUUACCAGUAACAAAAUGGUGGCCCUAGAAUUUAAGGAUUGAGACUGAGAAUUGUCAGAGUGCUUGUUUGAUGUAACAUUAGUUCUUAUUGACCUGGCAAUGCCCCUAACCUGAUACUAACGAAUAAACUGAUGUACAGGCUAUGUAAAUAGUGUUGGUGAUUAUAUCACCAGUUUGUUGCAUUGCUAUAUUUAAAUACCAUGCUUCCCUACAUCAUGGACCUCUC
Molecule: messenger RNA, 2117 nt
Organism: Camellia sinensis
Lineage: Eukaryota; Viridiplantae; Streptophyta; Magnoliopsida; Ericales; Theaceae
Product: serine/threonine-protein kinase PEPKR2
Biological process (GO): protein phosphorylation
Molecular function (GO): protein kinase activity; ATP binding
Source: RefSeq, a predicted model, not a curated record